This is a messenger RNA of Cloeon dipterum, 1856 nucleotides long. Its product is annotated as transmembrane protease serine 9-like. The record is from RefSeq and is a predicted model, not a curated record. Gene Ontology annotation, molecular function: odorant binding; serine-type endopeptidase activity. The coding region runs from base 36 to 1769 and encodes 577 amino acids. Gene Ontology annotation, biological process: proteolysis. The transcript has 14 exons. NCBI's taxonomy places the organism in Eukaryota, Metazoa, Arthropoda, Insecta, Ephemeroptera, Baetidae.
GUUUGCGCGCUGGCACUUUCAACAGAGCACACAGGAUGGGAGGUCUUCAAAGAAGUAUUUUUUUGGGAUUCCAGAUCCUGUGCCUGCUGAAUGCUGUUUCUGCAACAGACGACUCCUCGAGUGGAAAUGGAAAAUGGCACCAUCCAAUGCACAUAAAGAACGAGAAUGGAGAUGUUAGCCCUCAAAUCAUCGGGGGGUCGCAGGCUGAUGCAGGGAUGUUCCCGUGGCAUGCAUGGUUGGACCUGACGAAAAUUGGGACGAACGGUGGUUACUUGUGCGGUGCUUCGCUGAUCGCGGCCAAGUACGCCAUGUCUGCGUGUCACUGCAUUAUGCCGACAACCCUGUACAAGCACGACAUCGUGCUCGGCACAGUCAACAGAAAUACACCAACCGCGGGCUCCAUCAGGAUAACCAUUGCGGCUCCUAUUUGCCACGAAUCUUUCAAUUAUAAUACGGGACAAAAUGACGUUUCCCUCCUUCCAUUUGAUAGUCCAGUUACUCCUACCAGCAAUAUCCAAUGGAUCAAUCUGCCCCAACCUUUACUCUCGUCCACUAAUUUGGUUGGCACGAGGGCCAACGUCAGCGGCUUUGGCCGAAUUUCGGACAGCAACGGAACGACAAGCAACACGCUGAAGUACGCAACUCUCUCAGUCACCUCUGACGCGUCUUGUACAGCCGAGUACGGCGAAGGGUAUUAUUCGGACGUGAUGUUAUGUGCAAAAGCGCCAGCCGCAGAUCAAGCAGACUGCAACGGAGACAGUGGCGGAGCUCUUGUCUACAACAAUGGCUCUGCUUGGGUCCAGAUCGGCAUUGUGUCGUGGGGAGGCGAUUUUUGCCAGAACACGUCUUCCGUGUACGCAAGGGUCUCAGGAUUAGUUUCCUGGGUUACCAACAAAAUGAGCGAGCUUGAUGGCGGAGUAGCCAACACUACCACCACCAGCACCACUACUAAAAAACCUCCAACUAAUACUACCACACCAAAAACCACCACCCCAACCAAAACUACGACCAGAACCACUGCCAAAACCACCACGAACAAAAAAACCACGACCAAAGCCACCACCACCGCCAAAACCACAACUACCAAACCCACAACCACCAAAAAAACCACCACUACCAAACCCACCACAACCAAGAAACCUACAACAACCAAGGCACCAACAACUCCCAAACCUCCACAAUGCUCAUCAACAGAUUUCAAGAAUUUGCAGACCAAGUGCUGCUCUCCGCCCGCUAAAGAUUUGCUCGCUAGCUCGUACAACAAGACAAUAGAAAACGCCUGCAAAUCAUUUGGCGUCGGCAACUCCGUGUUUAAUUUGUUUGUGCUCAACAAACUGCAAAAUAUACUAAAAAACAACACCGUUGACGUAAACGAUGUCGCUACCUUGACAAAGAUACUCGGCAAAGCUAUUUGCUACAUUGAGUGCUACCUCACCCAAAGCGGAGCUAUUGAUAGCACUGGAACUAUUAAUGUUGAUAAGUUGACCGCUCUGCUGAUCGCAAAUCAAGGCCCAAAUGUCAUCUGGGAUGAUAUUAUAAGUUUGGCAGUUAGCAAGUGCACGUCCCUGAUAACCAAGUUGCCCAUGCCGGAGGUGCCAUCUGGCCAGUUUAAGUGCGAUCCGACCGGUGGACUCAUUGUGCAGUGUGUCUUGGGAACAAUCAUUGACCAAUGUCCAUCAAAAGUAACGAGCGCUGCCUGCAAAACGGACUACGCUCUGUUUGAUCAGUGCAAAAAAUAUCUCGUUGAUCUACUCAUGAACGGUCCAUAAGGAGUGAAAUUCUUAUGUUCUUUCUUUUAAUUGGAAACUUUGUAUAUUUGGUGAACAAAUUGAUAAUAAAUAUACGAUAUAAUUGGA